This is a messenger RNA of Pestalotiopsis fici W106-1, 1824 nucleotides long. RefSeq lists its product as uncharacterized. NCBI's taxonomy places the organism in Eukaryota, Fungi, Ascomycota, Sordariomycetes, Amphisphaeriales, Sporocadaceae. The transcript is spliced from 3 exons. The coding region runs from base 1 to 1824 and encodes 607 amino acids. The record is from RefSeq and is a predicted model, not a curated record.
AUGAAGGAAUCCAAGGGCCCCAGUGAUCUAAACGGAGCGAAUCUGUCCUAUUAUCUGGGUAUAUUCCGGACUCCUACUGCAGCCCUUCUUGGUGGUGUUGCAUUCGCGAUUGGGCACCACUUUUUCUAUCAAAGUCUGGAUGGCCAAGCACCAUCGCAUGAUACGUCUGAUAGGUUGUAUGGCCUCAUGCAAAACUUGUCGGGUCAACAAACAAACAUUGCCGUGGGGACUCUUCUGGCUUUUCUUGUCAAAGCUCUCUUGGGUAUCGCUAUAUCGAGAGCCCAGGACCAAUUCAGUUGGAAGGCCAUCAAGGGUCGCCCAACUGAGCUGCGCCUGAUCGACAGUCUUCUAUCUGCGCAGCACAGCAUUGUUGACGUUCUGAACAUCCGGCUAUGGGGCCGGCACCCCGUUGCCAUGAUAAUUGCUGUUGUAUAUUGGCUCUUGCCGUUUGCCGCCGUCAUCACUCCAGCUACCUUGAGUAUUUCACCGAUGCUGAUGACCAAUUUGACGUUAUUCGCUGCCCCAACGAUUGGAUUUGGCUACUGCAAUUUCGCGAAUUCCAUUGCGGUGGAUAAACACGAUGAUACAGGUGGUAGCCUGGAUUAUGAUGGCCCGUUGGCCCCUGUUACGCGGGCUGUUUCGCAGUCACUGUUGGCCAGCGCAGUUCUCCCACUGGCCGCGCCGUUUCCCAACUCGACUUAUCACGUCGAUUUCCAAGGACCAGCACUCAAGUGUUCUGAGAUAGAGCACGGAAGUACGCUCUGGAUGAACCAGUCGAUGACCAUCCAAAAUGCUUCGACCAAUCCGCUACGGUGUUACAAGUACUUGGCUUGGCCGAGCGACGAUACCUUUCCUUGGAGCCAUUCCGACGGUUACUGGGGCUUUGAUCCACCAACAGGUCUUUCAGGAUCAAUUACCGUGGUUGCAGUGGGAGACGAAUGCUCGUCUGCCGCAGCGCCCAACAUAACGCUCGUUCAAUGUCAAAUGUGGAAUGCCACCUACAGCGCCGAUUACAGCUAUGACGAAGGCGUCCAAGAUGUGGUUUCCACCAUCACAUCGUACGAAUCUCCUUUUGAACCACAGCCAGUAGCAAUCACUUCAAUCGUAUAUCCUGAGCUAAACCAACCGGCAAACUAUAUGCUACUCUGGUCAUAUAUGGCGGUAAUGGAAGCAUUUCAAGAUUACAUUGUCGGAUACAUUUGGCAAGAUCCCUCUGAACUUGAUCUAUCGUUCCAAAUUGAUGGAAAAGUCCUUGUCACCGCGCUCGCAACUGCAGUCGAGUUGAACUACUUGAAAUCGGAUAUAGGAGGUCUCACAUCGAGUAACACAGCAAACAUAACCAUGGCAGAAGGAAUCGAGGAAAUGUUCCGGAAUGCAACUUUGAGCUUGAUGUCUCAGGAGCUUCUACUCAUGCCUGAUGCUCCAAAGACGACGACCGUAACUGCUAGGACGUACCAGAAUAUAUACACAUACUCUGCAUCAAUACUCUGGUUGGCGUAUGGCAUCGCUGUUGGCCUCGCAGCAUUGAGCGGCCUUGCCGGGUACACGGUCGCAGUCAGAGCGGGUGGAAGCUACAGCACUAGAUUCUCUACCAUCCUGCGGGUGGCCUACAACGUACGGAUCUCAGGUGGUGUCGACUUAUCCGAGACUUCCGGUAAAGACCCUUUGCCUGAGCGGCUUGAGAAUAGUCAUGUUUUCAUUCCUCCUGAGGGUGUUUCUGUGCUGUCUAUGAUUUCGGAUCUGGGGGGAGUACAAACGGACGCACAGCGCUGGCGAGCUGAUGGGCAAGGCUCCUGUCCCUAUGAUGAAGAUCAUCAUGAAUGA